UCGUUUACGGAGCAGCGCGCGCAUCUGUUACGGGAGACGUUCCAUAAAGAAGUUAGCUAGACUGCUGACAGGAAAACUACAUUGAAUCUUACGUGUGACGAACACACUUUGGACCGUGACUUACGCAAACCGUGCGACGUUUCAACGUUUUAACGAUAGUAAUAAGGCACUGAGGCCUAGAAGUCCUGCUUUAAUGGAAGGUGGGAGUACGACUUCUACUUACAUGUCUGGUCAUUUACCACCUGGAGCACCACUGACCAAAACCGACGAGGACAUCUUGCGAGACGCUUAUCAACUAGACCAGAAUCUACCAAACGUUCCUGGAGGGUCGCCUCCUCCUGGACAAACUUUAACUAACUCCUCGGCCAGUGGAUCCCUUAGUCUGGCAUCUGAAGCCAGCCCACCUGGACAUCCAGCACUGGCCGAGGUAGUAUUUAGCCAGUAUAGCCCGCCAUGUAAAACAGUGAGUGCGCGAGAUGAUCUGUCUCCCGAGUUUCAUUUGGCCCCGUCUACAGGCUCCCGAACUUUCAACUACGGAGUCGAAGCAACUCUGUCAUCACCAAGUGCUGUGGUCGAAGGGGUACAGGAAUGUAGACUAAUAGAUUUUCACGGUGCAAAACUUGCAGCUUUCCGCGUUAACGGCGAGGACCUUCUGUGUCUGCCUCAAGCCUUUGAUCUGUUUUUGAAGCACCUGGUCGGUGGGCUGCACACAGUGUACACCAAGCUCAAACGACUGGACAUUACUCCUAUUGUGUGUAACGUGGAGCAGGUACGACUUCUACGCGGACUAGGUGCCAUCCAACCUGGCGUGAACCGCUGCAAGCUGUUAUCUUGUAAGGACUUCGAAGUUCUCUACAGAGACUGUACCACUGCCAGGUUCAGGUUACAACAUCCUCUGUUUUUUGACGUAACGGGGUUCUUACUGUCCAGUUGCAGGCCAGGAAGACCGCCAAAACGGACAUCAAUGGUUGGUUUGUCGAACAAUUCAACAACGGGACUUAAAAAGGGGCGAAUAGAAGAUGCUUAUGAUGGUGACCGAAACGUCAGAAACCACAGAGACAAGCCGAUAAUGCAUCAGAACAACUAUAACCACCACAUAGCAGCGCAAGCGGCAGUGGCAGCAGCUAACGGAGUGGCUUCCCAUCUAAACCCUUUCUCUUUCAUGGCACAAGUUUCACAUUCCAGUUUGUUUGCUUCCAAUGUAUCAAUUUCCAGUAAUUCGCAUAGUCAAGAACAUCGAAAUGAUGCUUCGGGAAGUAAAGAUAGAAAUAGACAAGAUAUCAACUCCUUCAAUAGACUAAGAGAAGACCGUCCACCUGAACUAUUGAUUGGACAUUUCAAAACUUACAAUCGCCAUAACAGACGAGGCAAGAAUGCUACUUAUCUCAACGGAGCUACUGGUAACGCUCAUCUUUCCGGACUCAAUCUUUCCCAGACCAGCGGGCUAGAAGAAGAAAACACAGGCAGGAAGAACGACUUGAAGUACAGUGACGACUACAAAGACGACGAUGAUAUUUACAGUGACGAUGAUUACGAGUUUCAAAAAAAUGAAGAUUACAUUGAUAGUCCCGAUGUCAGCAGUAGAGACCACUUUUCUCAAUAUGACUUUAUUAUUCCAGUAGCCAGUGGUUUUCCUUCGGGACCAGGCGAGUCUUCUAUAGAAACUUUGCUAAGAAAUAUUCAAGGACUUUUAAAGGUUGCGGCAGACAACGCUAGGCACCAAGAUAGACAAGUGAACCUUGAAAAAGCUGAAUUGAAAAUGGAGAUUGUUAGAGAAAAGGAACUUCGGGACAAUCUAGAGAAGCAGCUUCUCGAAGAACAAAAAAUUAGACUCAUUUACCAGAAGAGACUGAAGAAAGAACGUAGAACUCGACGACGGUUACACGAACAGUUCCAGGUGGAAGUUCAAAAGAGAACUCACUGUGAGGAAGCGUUUCGUAAUUCUUCCGUGGAAACUCUGCGUUUGUUGAAUGAAUCACUAACAGACAACGUGGAAAAGGAGCGGAACACCAGAAAUGAAAUAGAAAAAAAAAUCCAAGAUUCAUCUGUCCCCAUAUCAGUUGGUGUGCCCUAAAGAACAUGAACCCAGUGAAAUCCUGGUCUUCUUUAGAGAAACAGAAUUUAGAGAAAUUCAGCACGUUGGUGGAAUUUUAAAAAUAAUAAAAAUUCAAUAUUUUUUUGCUGGCAAAAAAUUUAUGCGAAUUCUUCUUAUGAAGGGGAGAAAUUUAAUAAACUGAACUUAAUAACGAAAUAUUGUAGGAAUGUUUAACGUGUGUUUCAGAUUGGAAAUUUUUUUAAAUUAUAUAAACUGUCAUUUGUAAAACCAGUAAAAAAAUCAAAUUGUUUCAGACAAAUCCCAUAACCAGUAUUAGAAAAAAAAUCACUGUGUUUCAUUAAGGAAGAAUAAA
Messenger RNA from Limulus polyphemus (Atlantic horseshoe crab), 2408 nucleotides. RefSeq names its product dachshund homolog 1-like. Lineage: Eukaryota; Metazoa; Arthropoda; Merostomata; Xiphosura; Limulidae. The record is from RefSeq and is a predicted model, not a curated record. The transcript has 10 exons. The coding region runs from base 194 to 2074 and encodes 626 amino acids.